Messenger RNA from Plasmodium gonderi, 2202 nucleotides. Its product is annotated as cdc2-like protein kinase. Gene Ontology annotation, biological process: protein phosphorylation. The record is from RefSeq and is a predicted model, not a curated record. NCBI's taxonomy places the organism in Eukaryota, Apicomplexa, Aconoidasida, Haemosporida, Plasmodiidae. Gene Ontology annotation, cellular component: nucleus; cytoplasm. The transcript has a single exon. The coding region runs from base 1 to 2202 and encodes 733 amino acids. Gene Ontology annotation, molecular function: cyclin-dependent protein serine/threonine kinase activity; ATP binding.
AUGUAUGGGAUAACUUUGACCAAGUGCAAAAUUUACUUUAAUAACAUUUAUUCGACAGUAUCUCUGGAAGAGAAACUAGGGGGAGGAACAUAUGGAGAUGUUUACAAAGGAAAGGUGAUAAAAUAUAAUAACAAUAAUGACCUUUAUCAAAAUACGAACUAUUUACCAUAUGAUUACUACACAGAUGAGUUUGUUUUCUUCAGGAAAAAUGUAUAUGCGAUUAAAUUUUUUCGUGAUGAUUUGAGAACAAUAAAUGAUGAAGGUAUCAGUUGUACAACAUUACGAGAAUUGAGUUGUUUAAAAAAUAUAGGAAGACAUCCAAAUAUAUUAAGAUUGAUAGAUGUAACUAUUGAUAGACAGAAAUGUAUAAGUGAAUAUAUUAAUAGACAAAUAUUACAACAUUAUACUUCAAAUUUUCACCACUCAACAAAAUUAGAUAUGGCACCAUUAUCAGCAGAUCAAAAAUUUAUAUUUGCAGCAUAUGAAUAUUGUGAUGGUGGAGACUUGAAGCGAUUAAUCCAGAAGACAAAAAUUAGUGAUGAACAAGCAGGGUUAAGUUUGAAGGAGGCUAAAUGGUUAUCAUUCCAAUUAUUAAAUGGAUUAGCUUAUUUACAUAAUAAUAAAAUGUGUCAUAGAGAUUUGAAACCUGAAAAUGUUAUGUUGCAACAAACACAAAAUCAUAAAUAUUUAUUAAAAAUUGGUGACUUAGGAUUAUGUCGCGAAUUAAAAAAUGAUGGAGACAUGACUCCUACUGUUUGUACUAUUUACUAUCGUCCUUUAGAGGUUCUACUGUCCAAAUUUGAAAUUGCAAAAGGAAAGAAGGGAAGAGCUAAAGCGAAAGCGAAAUCCAAACCAUGCACUGCUGCUCACAGGAAUUCUACAACAUGUGAUAAGUAUCAUCAUGGUGGGAAUGUCAGAAAUGGUAAUAAUAGCAAGAGCAACAAUAUUGCUGACUCUGCGUGUAGAAGUAGCAAUUGUAAUAAUAACAAUAAUAAUGGUAAUACCAAUAGUGGUAGUAAUGGUGGGGGAAAACAUAAAGACAAGGAGAAGAUGAGAGAACGAGAACGAGGGCGAGAAAAAGAAGCAGAAAAGGCACAAAGAAAAGGAGAAAUAGAAGCAGAAAAGACACAGAGAAAAGGAGGAAUCGAAGCAGAAAGAGCACAAAGAAAAGGAGGAAUCGAAGGAGAAGAAGAUUACUACAAUAGUAAAGAUUUUCAGUAUGGACUUAAUGUGGAUAUAUGGUCAGCUGCAUGCAUUAUCUGUGAACUAAUCAUAGGUAAACCACUCUUCAGAGGAGUAACUGAAUUUGAUUUAAUAAUAAGAAUAGUUAACUCUUUAGGAAAACCAAAUAAUGAUGAACUUGAGUUCUUUAGUGAUUCUCGUUUUUACCCACUAAAGGAAGAUUUCUUUAAUGUUAAUAUAAAAAAUAAAAAGGAUGCAUUGAAUGUAAUAACAAAUGGAAGAAUAGAUGAGUUAGGUAUCGAUUUAUUGGUUAAAAUGUUGAAGUACAAUCCAAAUGACAGAAUAACAGCAGCGGAUGCUUUAUCACACCCAUGGUUUUCAGACAUUCGAUUUGAUAAUUUAGAUGGAAUUGGAGUAUACAAUUGGUAUGUUCAUUGUUUGAAAUAUUAUAUUGGCAUAAAAACAUUCAGAGAAAUCGAACAGAAAAAAAAAAACUUACUAACAACUACUAUGAUUUCUCAUUUUCUGUGCAAAUCUGAUGAUAAAUAUGCAAAAAUAAUUUUCAAAUUAAUAAAUGAUACUUUUAAAAAUUUGGGUGGAUAUAAAAAAAGUGGAAGAAGAUCCUUUGCAAUAUUUUCAGACAAAUAUGCAAAUGAUGAAAAAAAUUCAAAUGGAUUUAUCAAGCGUGCUAGUAUAAAAGUACUAAAUGAUAUGAAAGAAAAAAAUGUAAUCGAGACUAAGGAAGAAUUUUCCUUUUACGACGAUAGUAACAAUUGCUCUACCCCUCUUUCCUCUUCUUCAUCAAAAAGACGAAAAUUUAAUCGAUCCAGUUAUCAUGCAAUGAACCCAGAAAAUUCUUAUGAAUUCACCAAAUCUAUGAGAGUCAAAAGGAAUCUUUCCAUUCCUGAUUUUUCUUCUCCCAGUAGGAAGAAGCAAAGACACAAGGCUCAGGCCAAGUCUGCCACCACUACCAACCGCUCCGCCGCAGGUCAACUCUCCGCCUUCCGCGGAUUCACCUAA